Molecule: messenger RNA, 858 nt
Organism: Stylonychia lemnae
Lineage: Eukaryota; Ciliophora; Spirotrichea; Sporadotrichida; Oxytrichidae
Source: the annotation of a GenBank genome assembly
AUGGAUGGAAUAGAGGAUUACGAUGACACUAUAAAAGCAUUGAUUAAGAAAAUAGAAAGAUUCUUUAAUCAAUCAAAACAAGCUAAUGAGGCAGACAGAGAAGGUGUAUUAAAAUCUGUUAACAAAGCUAUAAAUGAAAUGAAAGACCAGCUCAACUACUUUAAGAGAGAGCUGUUCAGCAUUCCAAAGUCAAGAGAAGCUGAGUUCAAGGAUAAAUACAGUCAAUACCAUUAGAAAAUCAUUCAAUAUGAGAGACAAGCUAAAAAGCUUGACUUGAUUAUCAAGGGUGACGAGAAAGGACUUCUGGCAAUGGAGCAUGAAUAGGAUGAUAAAAGGUAAUAUGGAGCAGGUUCAAUGAUGCAUAAUCCAAUGGUUAAACAUGGGUUUGACACCCAAUAAAAAUCAAAGGAAGCCAUGUAUCGUAUAAAGCAAAAGGUCUAGGACAUAAACGACCUCCAAGAUGUGAUAGGAGAUAACUUAGAUAAACAAAACUAACAAAUCUUAAGAAUCGAUUAAAGUAUUGUCAGAAUGGACAGCACUAUGACUAGAACAAAAAGAUACCUAGCCUAUUUUGGCAGAAGUUUUUUCAGAGACAAGGUUGCAUUAAGUUUUCUCUUUUUGAUUGUAGCAACUCUCAUAGGUAUAAUUAUAGUUGCAAUAGUCCCAGAAAAAAGCAGUGGAGAAACCACUAAAGUAUAGGCAGGCAAUCCAUUCUAUGAUUAAUAGUAUAUUCAGCAGAACUUAAAUGAUGAAAAUAACAUUAUCGAAAAUAGUGAUGAAAUAAGUAAUGAGGACUAGUAAUUUGAUUUUAAUCUCCAGUAACCUUAGCAAAAGUAGUAUGAAUUUUUAAAACUUUGA